AUGACAGAUAUAUUUGCUCGAAGAAUAUCCCGUCUGGAAUGGCUUGUUCGCGACUCCGUAACUCAGCCACAAGUGUACCAAAUCUCCGUUACAUCAGACGACUUGCGGAUUCUCAAGGAGAUCCUACAUAGCCAAAUGCAUGUCGUCUCACAAGUAGCACAGAGUCUCGCACGGACGAUCGCCAGCUCCAGGCCUCUCGAAGCGGUUACCGGCAAAACACCAAAAUCGGCUGAUGUCCAAGCAUCGUUGGGAACAGGAAAGGGAGCCUUGGGACAUGAACGAACCACUCAGAUCUUUAACUCACUACAAAGGAAGUCUCAGAUCAGACAUAGGCAGCUGGCCUAUGAUAUCGAAAGGCUACAAGACGCUACAGAGCGACUGAAGUCACAGGUAUUUCUCAACGAUGAGUACAUCGGAGCUGAAGCUAACAGUCCAACUCCAGGCUGCUUUAUUCAUAAGGAUUAA
Messenger RNA from Fusarium odoratissimum NRRL 54006, 465 nucleotides. RefSeq lists its product as uncharacterized. The record is from RefSeq and is a predicted model, not a curated record. Bases 1 to 465 code for a protein of 154 amino acids. The transcript is spliced from 2 exons. NCBI's taxonomy places the organism in Eukaryota, Fungi, Ascomycota, Sordariomycetes, Hypocreales, Nectriaceae.